GUGAAAAGCCCGUGAAGGACGGCGGCGGUGGCAGGUCUGUGAAGCGCGGCGGCUGGCCCUGAGGGUGUCGGGGUUGUGACAGCGUCGGUGUCGCAAUAAGUGCGGAGCCAUGCCGUUCUGGGACCUGCAGCGGCAGCUGGGGAUCGAUUUAGACCGGUGGCUGUUGCGGCAGAGCAUGCCGCAGCCCUACGGCAAGGCCGGGGCCUGUCACGCCUUCGAGCGGGAGUGGGUGGAGUGCGGGCACGGCCUGGGCCAGACCCGCGCCCGCCGCGAGUGCCAGCCCGAGUACGAGGACUUCAUGGAGUGCAUGCACCGCACCAAGCUGGCUGCGCGGCUAAGAACCAUCCUCAAGCAGAGGGACAAGAUGAUCAAGGAAGGGAAGUACACGCCGCCCGACUACCACAAAGGCAAAGAGGAGCCGCGGCCUUGACUUGCAGGGGAUGUGGCUGUUGGUCACCUGUGGUGUCAUUGAUGUGGAGCUUCUCUGGGAAGAAAACCCGCGGCACAACUGGGUUAUGCUGUAGCAGUGGGUGGGGUCUGCGUGGGGGCCCUGCCCCUGCUGAAGGGGAAUGACACAUUGGGCAUCGCUUGGGCUAGUAAAUGUCAUCUUCAGAACAGUG
Falco peregrinus (peregrine falcon) is the source of this 620-nucleotide messenger RNA. RefSeq names its product NADH:ubiquinone oxidoreductase subunit S5 (gene NDUFS5). The transcript is spliced from 2 exons. The coding region runs from base 110 to 430 and encodes 106 amino acids. Gene Ontology annotation, biological process: mitochondrial respiratory chain complex I assembly. NCBI's taxonomy places the organism in Eukaryota, Metazoa, Chordata, Aves, Falconiformes, Falconidae. The record is from RefSeq and is a predicted model, not a curated record.